Belonocnema kinseyi is the source of this 3529-nucleotide messenger RNA. Its product is annotated as integrin beta-PS-like. Gene Ontology annotation, cellular component: cell surface; integrin complex; focal adhesion. NCBI's taxonomy places the organism in Eukaryota, Metazoa, Arthropoda, Insecta, Hymenoptera, Cynipidae. Gene Ontology annotation, biological process: integrin-mediated signaling pathway; cell-matrix adhesion; cell adhesion mediated by integrin. Gene Ontology annotation, molecular function: integrin binding. The transcript is spliced from 10 exons. The record is from RefSeq and is a predicted model, not a curated record. Bases 535 to 2985 code for a protein of 816 amino acids.
CAUUUCUUUCGUGAGGAACUGAGAAUCAUUCGACUUGUAAAAUAUUAUAGUUUUUCCUCGAACCAUUUUGUAUCUUUUACCUAAUUUUGGGAUUGGUGAUAAAAAUAGAUGAGCCGACCAAGUACCCCCAUCGCACAUCUGCUCUAAUAACGAAGAAAAAAUAGAAGGAUUUCGAAGUCCGUUGAACUGUUAUUGGUGAAAAGUCUUCUUCGACUGAUCAAUCCUCCACAUUUCCUUUCCCUUUUCUGAAUGAACUUGAGUUUUGACUCGAGUUUGUAGAAUGUAAUAUAAUAAUAAUAAUAAUACGUCGGCUGGAGUGGAGUGAGUGAGUGAGUGUGAGUUGAGCAGAUUCAGUCUCGCUCCGUGGGCUGGUGACUCGAUACAGUGAGUAACUCCAUUCGUGGGUUACCUUUUAUGGUGAUCUAUAUAUAACGAAAAACAGAAGUUUGUGUUUGUGUUCGUGAAAGUUUAUCAUGUUGCAAACUUAAAAGUGCCAGACCAGCUUUUUCAUCAUUUUUCGUUUCAAAACAAAAAAUGUUCGGCCCAACUUGGAGAUUUAUAAUUCCAUCAGUAUUAUGUUGGAUGUACGUCCAGGCAAAUUCGCCGGGAGGCACAAACAAUUGCAUCAGCAGGCAAACUUGUCACGAAUGUAUCCAAACAGAGUUUUGUGGUUGGUGUAUGAAGCCAGACUUGAAUGAACCUCGGUGCUUCUAUGCUCCAGGCACAGAUGUAUCCAAGUUUUGUUCCAAGCAAGAUGUAUUUUACCCAGACAAUGAAUUCAGUAUAGUACAAAGUCAAAGUUUAAGUUCAGAAUCCGAAUAUUGGCAGUCAACUAUAACUGAAACGGAAUCGCAAAGUUCGCGAUUUAAUGCAACUUGUUGCGGUGCUGGAAAAAAUGACCCAGUUCAAAUAGCACCCCAGGAAGUUAAUAUAAAAGUUAGAAUAAAUCAAGCUCAGAAAGUAAGAUUCGCGUUUUCUCAGGCUGAGGAUUAUCCCGUCGAUCUUUAUUAUCUCAUGGAUUUGAGUAAAUCAAUGGAAGAUGAUAAGGAAAAGCUUUCGGAUCUUGGAGAUACGCUUGUUAGAGAAAUGAGUAGUCUUACAAGUAAUUUUCGACUGGGGUUUGGCAGCUUUGUUGAUAAAGUCGUAAUGCCUUAUGUGAGCGUCGUGCCCCAAAAGCUCAUAGAACCAUGUAAUAAGUGUGCUGCACCAUAUGGUUACAAACACAUUAUGUCACUUUCAGAAGAUGCCAGCAGUUUUUCGAAAUUGGUGCGAGGUGCUUCUGUUUCUGGAAACUUAGACGCACCAGAAGGAGGAUUUGAUGCAAUAAUGCAAGCAAUUGUUUGCACAAAACAGAUUGGUUGGCGUGAGAAAGCUCGCAGGCUUCUCGUAUUUUCAACCGAUGCCAGUUUCCACUUUGCUGGUGAUGGCAAACUCGGUGGAAUUGUAAAACCCAACGACGGAAUGUGUCACUUGGAUCGUUAUUCUGGAAUGUACACACACUCAUCAGUUCAAGAUUAUCCAAGUAUUUUUCAAAUCAAUCAAAAGGUCCAGCAAAAUGCCAUCAAUAUUAUCUGGGCAGUUACGAAGAGGGAAAUGAGUACUUAUUCGAGUCUCUGUUCCCACAUCCAAGGGUCCUCGGCUGGACUUUUAUCGAAUGAUUCGAGCAAUAUUGUUGAAUUAAUUAAAGAACAGUACAAUCAGAUUCGAAGUACAGUAGAAAUUAAAGAUACGGCGAAUAGUGCUGCAAUCAAAAUUAAAUAUUGGUCAAAAUGCCUGGACAAAAAUGGACAAAUUGUCCAAACGACUAAAUGCGAUAAAUUGCAAAAAGGUGACAAAGUCGAAUUUGUUGCUGAAAUCACUGCCACUCAUUGUCCUGCCAAUAAAUCGGAAUGGAAUCAAAAAUUUACGAUCUACCCCGUGGGCAUUAACGAAUCUUUAGUAGUAAAUUUGGAAAUGAUUUGCGAUUGUGGCUGUGAACAAUCAGAGCACCCCAGUUAUGAAAUAGAUUCGCCCAAAUGCGGAUACAGUGGAAUAUACAAAUGUGGAAUUUGUGAAUGCUAUCCUGGAUUUUUCGGGAAAAAAUGCGAAUGUAACAAUGAGUUCCAGGAUCCCAUUGCAAGUAUUCAAAGUUGCAGACGUUAUAAUACGUCAUCAAUCGAGUGCUCAGGAAGAGGAGAAUGUGUCUGUGGUAAAUGUGAAUGUAAUCAACCCGGCGAGGGAUUGCAUAUAACUGGUCCUUUCUGCGAAUGCGAUAAUUUCUCUUGUGAUCGCCGAGAUAAUAAAAUCUGCUCGGAUCAUGGAGAAUGUAACUGUGGGGAAUGCAAGUGUUCACCAGACUGGCAGGGUCCUGCCUGCGAGUGUCCAAAAUCGACUGACACAUGUACUCAACCAGGAACCAAGAUUCCAUGUUCAGGACAUGGAACAUGUGAAUGCGGACAAUGUGUGUGUCGCGAAGAAAAUGGAAUUAAAUAUACAGGAUCAUAUUGUCAAAAAUGUCCUGACUGUCCCAAAAGAUGUGAAGAAUUGACGCCAUGUGUUAUGUGUCAAAUUCACAAAUUCAGAAAUAUGACAGAUGAAGAAUGUGCAGCCAACUGUUCAGAAAUUCCAAUUGAACGAGUUGAAACAAUUGACAAAACUUCAUUUUGGGAAGAUGAAGUUAUUUGUGACUACAAAGACGAGAAUGAUUGUACCUACACUUUCGUCUACUUUUACAACGAAACGAAACUGGUAGUUCAAGCUCAAGAAAGACCCGAUUGUCCGCCAGAAAUUUAUUUAUUGGGUGUAAUUUUGGCUGUUGUCGCAGGUGUUGUACUAACAGGUGUUGCAGCUUUGGUAGCGUGGAAAACAUUCGCAACUAUUAAAGAUAAGCAGGAAUGUGCCCGUUUCGAGAAGGAGAGGAUGAUGGCCAAGUGGGAUGCGGGCGAGAAUCCGAUUUACAAGCAAGCUACAUCAACGUUCAAAAAUCCUACUUACGCAGGAAGAUAAACUUGUAAAUAAGAAGUUUUUGUUAAAGAAAGUCAAAUCCGUUUGAUUGUGAUCAGCGGAAAAAUUCAAAUAGUGAUUGUUAAUUUUACAAAGUCUUUUAUAUAGGAAUUAGACGAAAUCCAUGUGGUCUGAGACUUAUUUUAUUUGUUAAACGAUGCUGAAUCCUUUUAACGAUUUAUAUUUCUCAGAUAAUUCUUAAUAUAAAAUAACUUUUAAUUUAACCGGCUAAUAUAGAAUGUGAAAUAACGUAUUCGAUAUUUAGAGCUGACGAUCAAAUUUUUUUUAUACAAAACGCAGCAGAGACAACGCCUUCAGUUUAUUAGUUACUUAUUUAUUUUUUAUAAGUUGCCGUGCAAUCAUAAUCUAAUGUAUUUAGAAAGCAAUAGUGCCAUAAUACAGACAGGUGUAAAAAAGAAUGAAGAUAAUAUACGUUUUUUAGACUGAAUUUAAAUAUAAAAAACUUGUGCUUUUGCGGUCAAAAAUUAAGAUAAUUUUUUUAUAAAUUUAUCGUAUGUCGAAGCUUGUAAAUAUAAUAUUAAUAUUU